Spodoptera frugiperda (fall armyworm) is the source of this 2805-nucleotide messenger RNA. Its product is annotated as arginine/serine-rich coiled-coil protein 2. The record is from RefSeq and is a predicted model, not a curated record. Lineage: Eukaryota; Metazoa; Arthropoda; Insecta; Lepidoptera; Noctuidae. The transcript is spliced from 11 exons. Bases 306 to 1442 code for a protein of 378 amino acids.
GUCUCUCUGUCUCUGUGCUGUGUGUCAAUUUCAGUCGUAAAAUUUUGUGUGAAUAUUUUUGCACUAGGAUCUCCGAAUAGAAAUCUAUCCAACGAUUUCCUAGUGAUUUAUCUUGAACUUUGUUUUAAUUAUAAGUAUUGUGUAGUUUACUUGAAGAAUGGAUUGCCUUGUGGGAUACGGUAGCGACGAUGAGAAUGAGUCUGAACGCUAUGGAAGCCAACAACCAUUGAAUGGUAUUAUAGGUGGGAGCGGGUGGCGCUGGUGCCCGCCGCAGGGACGACGAUACCAACUACGAUGACGUCAACAUGGACAUGAGCGAGGAUUCUCAGGACGAGUCCGAGCCGGAGCUGCCACCCGCUGAGCCAACGCCACCUCCACAGUCAUCACGCGAGGAACGGCCUUCCAAUGACAAUCGUGACCGUGAACGCGAGAGGGAACGCGAUCGCGACCGCGAUUUCGACCGCCGUGACAGACGUCGUGAAUCACCCGCACGACCGCGCGACAGGGAACGCUCUGAUAGGCGUUCUCCUCGCCGAGAUGAUAAAUACAGGUCAGAUCGCGAGCGUGACCGCGGCCGCCCGAACGACGGCAUCCGUCGUGGUCUCCUGGGAGACAGGCCUGAUGACCGGGAGAAGGUUCCUUCCCUGCUAGACGUGAAACCGUACGGCUGUGAAAUCCCACCACCCAUGGACAGAAGAUCUCAUGAUGCCAGAGAUGCUGUGUCUCCCAGAUUCAUAGACCGCGAGCGCCGCGAUAAAGAGAGGGACAGGGAACGCGAACGUGACAGAGACCGCCACAGCAGGCGUUCAGAGGAAAGACGGUCUUCAAGCCACAGACACGAGCGUCGCGAUCGCUCCCGCUCGUCGUCCCGCGGCGCGCAGUACGGGCCCGGCCACAGCUCGGACCGACGGUCCUCCCCGCCAGGAGGGGACUACAGACCCUCCUCCUACAAAGUCAACAGAAAACUCGAGGUCAUGGAAAAGAUGGCUAUACAUAAAGGUCUACAAAUCAAGACCCCAGACGGUUCAAUGGCGACUGCUCAGCAGCUACGCGCGGCCGCCAGCGAGGUCCCGACCCAGGGGUCCCACCUUCCUUCAUACUACAACCCUACCGCUGUCAAUGCUAAUAAAAUUAUGGAUCAGGUACAAAAGCGCAAGCUGUUGUGGUCAAACAAGAACAAGUCGGAGGCUGAAGAGGCUGCCAAGUGGAGCGGCACCAGGUUCGCACAGGACUCGGACGGGAAGCAGGUGUCCAAGUUCAUGAGACUCAUGGGCAUCAAGGAACCAGCCGCCGUUAAAAACGAAGCUCCAGAGAAAGCAGUGGACCCGAUCAAGAAGCAGGAAGAACUGUUCCAAGCGAUGCAGGCUCAGUACGAAGUAGCCAGGGCUACCACACACACCAUGCGGGGCGUGGGGCUCGGCUUCCAAAGAGGACAGUACUAGCGCCAGUGGGUGCCUAGCGGCGGCCGCCUGGCGAGCAGAUAGCGAUAGUGCAUGCCUAAUGAGACAUGGUGGUUAACUUUGCCUCAGGAUAGCCUGGGACAUAGGUCCCAAUUGGUUUGCGUCCCCCUCAAAAGGGGUAGUCAAAGUACUUGCCUACAGUACACCCAUAAAACAAGCACCCAAGUGGUGUUCUACAAAGAAUUGUUGAUUAGAUGCCAAGAUAAGUAAAUGUAACAUACAAGUGCUUGGCUAUGUCACCUCGUCAGCCUAGCACACGGUCAGUUGUGUGAUAAAAGUGAUUUUAUACAGCUUCCUUUCACGUUUCUAGUGUAAGUUACUGUGUAAUUUCUUAUUGUUCUAUUUUACUUGUGUGCAUUGUGUUUCAGGUUGUUUUUGUGAACCAAUUGUUUUCAAUGUAAAUAUAUUACUGCUACUCUUAUUUGUACUAGUUACGGUUGUAGCAUUAUGAAAAUGUUCAAUUGUCGGUUGAUCUAUAAAUCUUAUGAAUUUAAAACUUAUGGUAUUUCGUACUAAAGUAUGAUGGAGUCGGAAAUGAUGGAUGUAUGGAUAGUGUUGUAGCUGUAAAACAUUAGGUAUGAAGCCACUAAGUAGAGAUUAGAAUGGCUACAGCAUGUAGAGACUAAUCCAGUUCACACUGGUUUGGUACGGCUAGACUUUAUUCGGGAAGGACAUCAUUUAAGAUCACACUCUAAUAGCUUUAAUAAAACACAAGGAAAUGUAAAUUAUAUCCAUAAUAAAGAUAAACAAAAAUGUCCAUAAAAUUAGUGAAAAAUGUUAAGAUGUUGCUAAUCAUUGGAAAUUAGAUUUAAAAUUUGUAAAUAGCCAUGACAUGGUAUUGUGAGUAAGCUGUCUCCGAUUAUAAUACUCACGGCGAGUAUAACGCAGCGAGAUGAUUUAUAUUUUUAAAAUAUAUUUAGAUACGAAUGCGUCACGCGAAUCGCGUGGGUCGAGUCAGCGGAGAGAUUCGCAUAUUAUAAUGUGGAGUUUUAUAUAGCUGUUCCUGAAACAAGGAAAGACGUAUGAAGCAUAUGAAUUAAAAAUAACUAUUUUCUAGUUAUUACUUGCUUUACAAACGUUACAAAUAGCUAUAGUAACUCGGUUUAAGAUAAGUUCUAGUUUAAAUGCUAUGUGUGAUAUAAUGUUAUUCAAUUACCUAGUAAUAGCUCAAGUAAUAAACAAUGUAUGGGUAACUUUUAUCCAAUGAGAUCUUCCUCUAUGUUCCUAAGUUCAUUGAAAUAGUUUAUAGCUUGCAAUUAAGUAGUUUAGCGGUCUUUUUAGUAAUUAUCCGUACACUGUUUAUUAUUUUUGUUGUUGUUUAAGUAAAUAAACUAUUACGAUAAAA